CAUCGGAUCCAGAAUUUAAUUAUGAUUGUCCAUUGAUUCGUUGUUACAUACUAUUCGUUUUGAAAAUUCUUUCCAUAGAUUCCAACCAUGAAAGAUUCUUACAGAUUUUUAUCUCAUCAUCUUAAUCAAUUGAAAUCGCGUAUUGAAAACUGUGAUAAUAAUAGUAAACAAAAUGAAAAAUUUCCCAUCAAAUGGUUAAUUGAAAUAUUUAUUACUGAAGAUUCAGAAUUAUUUGAAAUGUUCCAUCAGAUAUUAUUACUUUAUUCGACAACAAAAAAUCCAACAAUAGUUGAUGAUAAUGAAAGUGAAUUUCUUAUCCACAGGCUGUUUGAAUAUUUUAUAACCAAUUCUAUCUACAAUGAUUCAUCUGUGUUAUUAGAUAUGCUUUGUACGGAUCAAGAAACAGCAUCUAUUGUUUUGCGAUUUCUUAUUGCUUAUCUAAGAAUUUUACCAUAUCAUUGUAAGAAUAAUUCUCAACCUUGGUUUGCGCCUAUCGUUCGAUUUUUCCAUGAACUUGGACAAAGAAUUCAAAAACUGGAUGAAAAAAAUCUAUUUCCAUACAGUCCUAAACCAUUGUUACGUUUAAUGAAUAAUAUUUAAAAUUGAAAUUUUAUUUAUUCAAUCAUCAAAAUUUAAGCUCAUAUUUUACAAUUAUUUUGUCGAUAAUUUUGCCAUGCAAUUUCAGUUUUUUGCCACAAUUUUCUUAUCAAUUGUUCCCAAUCUGGUUUGGUACCAAUAUCACCAAUCCAAUAUGGAUUUGGACAUAUGUGAUCAU
Molecule: messenger RNA, 775 nt
Organism: Dermatophagoides farinae (American house dust mite)
Lineage: Eukaryota; Metazoa; Arthropoda; Arachnida; Sarcoptiformes; Pyroglyphidae
Source: RefSeq, a predicted model, not a curated record